Messenger RNA from Drosophila gunungcola (fruit fly), 318 nucleotides. RefSeq lists its product as uncharacterized. NCBI's taxonomy places the organism in Eukaryota, Metazoa, Arthropoda, Insecta, Diptera, Drosophilidae. The record is from RefSeq and is a predicted model, not a curated record.
AUGCAGCGACCGGUUUGGGCUUGCACCAUCAAAGUUUCGGUCGCGGCAAUGUCAGAAGACCCUGCAGCUCAUCCUACCCUCUCUUUCACGUCGAGAAUCCCUCUUUCCCUUUCCCCGGGCAAAGCCACACUUUACGUUCACACAUCUAAUGCCAUGUACUAUACUGAUAGUGACUUGUUUUGCCUGCCCAAAAAGCCUAAGGUCAAGCGAAUAAUUAUACAGCGGGGAACAAAUAAAAUAUUUACGAAAAUCUUGCGUCAACUAUUUAACGAGCAUGAAGAAUCUGAGGGAGGGAUCUAUUUUGUCAUGGAUAUAUAA